This is a messenger RNA of Strongyloides ratti, 411 nucleotides long. RefSeq lists its product as hypothetical. The record is from RefSeq and is a predicted model, not a curated record. NCBI's taxonomy places the organism in Eukaryota, Metazoa, Nematoda, Chromadorea, Rhabditida, Strongyloididae. The coding region runs from base 1 to 411 and encodes 136 amino acids. The transcript has a single exon.
AUGAUAAAAAAUAUUAUUUUAACAUUCGUUUUCUUAACUUUUUUAAGUUUAUCCAUAGCUACUGAUACCAAUUCUACAAAAUUAGUUGUUAAUUCUAAGAAGUUGUAUGUAAAUGCUGGACAAAAUUCAUCAAAAGAUAAUCAUGUAGAAGUUAAAAAAAAUAAGCUAAGCCCUGCUAUGAUAGCUGCUUUUGCUAAAUAUAUUGAAAUGAUAGAAUUAUUUAAAUCAAAUAAAAAUUUUAUAAAACAAUUUCAAGAGGAGGUAAUAAAAUAUUUAGAGAAGAAUAAAUUAGUUAGACAAAAUAUGACAGAAGUUAUUCUUGAAGAAAUGCGUAAAAAAAUUAAACGUUCAAUAAAUCCACCAAGAGAAAAAGAAGAUAAUAGUAACGAAAAAGAUGAUUCAGACUUUUGA